This is a messenger RNA of Triticum turgidum subsp. durum (durum wheat), 735 nucleotides long. The record is from the annotation of a GenBank genome assembly. Lineage: Eukaryota; Viridiplantae; Streptophyta; Magnoliopsida; Poales; Poaceae.
AUGUGCACCCUGGAGCGGCGCGGCCGGGUCUUCGUCCUCACCCUCACGGGCGAGGACCAGCACCGGCUGGGCCACCCGCUCAUCGCCGCCAUCCGCUCCGCGCUGGCCGAGGUCCUGGCCGCGGCCCAGGCCCAGCCGCAGGGCCCGGGGGCGGCCCUGGUGACGGUCGCCGAGGGCCGCUUCUUCUCCAACGGCCUCGACAUCGGGUGGGCGGGCACCUCGCGCGCGCGGCUCGGGGAGCUCGUCGACGCGCUCCGCCCCGUCGCCGCCGACCUGCUGGCCCUCCCCAUGCCCACCGUCGCCGCCGUCACGGGCCACGCCUCGGCGGGCGGCUUCCUCCUCGCGCUCUGCCACGACUACCGCCUCAUGCGCGCCGACCGCGGCGUGCUCUACAUGAGCGAGGUCGACAUCGGCCUCCCCCUCCCGCCCUACUUCGUGCACGUGCUCCGCGCCAAGAUCUCCCAGGCGCAGGCCCUGCGGGACGUGGUGCUGCGCGGGAAGAAGCUCAAGGCGCCCGAGGCCAGGGAGAUGGGCGUCGUCGACGUCGUCUGCCCCGGCGCCCCCGAGACCGCCGCCGAGGCCCUCAAGCUCGCCGAGCAGCUCGCCGCCAGGAAGUGGGACGGCGCCGUGUACGCGUCGAUUAGGGUGUCCAUGUUCCCCGAUGCGUGCAGGGCCGUCGGGAUCGCCGUGGAGAGCGACGAGGAGAAGAGCAGGCACUUCGCCUCCAGGCUCUGA